AUGGGAAAUUAGUGCUGUUCUUAAAGCGAAGCAUAAAAUUAAUAACCUUAAACAAACAUUCCAAACAAUUUUACCGAGGAAUAAGCUGAAUAAAAUUUAUAAGCCAAUUAACAUUAAGUAGAAGUACAAGUUCAUGCAAAUUAAUAGGAUGAAAAUGAGGUGUUAGAAGGUAUAGAAAAUACAAUAUAAGUAGAUGAAAAAAAAUUCAAAAUAGAAUUAUAAUCACUCCGGGAAGCUCUUUAAAAAGCUGACGCAUUUAAAGAAAUAUUCUAUAAUAGUUAAAAUUUAACACGAACAAUAUAUGAACUUGAAUAAAUAUUAAACUAUUUUAGCAAAACAAUAGUAAUUCCUUUACAUAUCCUUAAUGUAAAAUCUGAUCUUUUAGGCCUUUAUGGCGACUUAUAAAAUUUCAGAUCUUUCCAUUCCCGUUUUACUUUAGAAAAAUCAUUUUACGAGCACCUUCCUGCAAUAACUCAACUUUUAAAUUUUAUAAAAAAUUUUAUUUCCUCAAAUUCUAAAUACAUAGAAAAAGGUGUCAUAAAUUACUAAUAAUUAGUUUUUGAUUUAAAUACUGAUUAAAAUUUUGAUGAAUCUUAUAAUAAAAUAAAACUCUUAAGAAGUGCCUAAAAUGAAGUUUCUGGUACAAACUUUUCCACUUUACCCAAUUAUUUAUAUGUGGCCUUGAAAGAUAAAAAAGGUUUCGAAUUAUGGGAAACAAUACUUCCUUACUAAUUUGAAGUUUCGAAUAAAGAUUUUGUAGAAGUAUAUAUAAACGAGACCUAUAGUUUUGAUGUAAAAGAUAAAAUAUUAGCCCUAUUAUAUAGUAUGGACUUAAAUAACGACUAAAGGAUUGAUAUUUACCAAUUUCUUUCAUUUGUGGAAAGUUUCGACAAUUAUUUUGACAAUGACGGCCGCAUAAUUAUCGAAAAAUUAGAUGAAUUAUAAAGCCUAAUCCAUGUUUAAAGAUUUCCUCCUAAAUAAAAUGUUAGUAAGUAAAACUGCUACGUUUACUAAUCUGGAAUGGAAUAUGAAGGAAUUAUGAACGAUAAAGGUGAAAGGACUGGACAUGGAGUUUUAAAAGAUGAAGAAUAUGAAUUUCAAGGCGAAUUUUUGAACGACCUUCCUCACGGAAAAGGUAUUGAAAUAAGAAAAAAAGUAAAAUAUGAAGGAGAUUUUUUAAAUGGACUUUACCAUGGAUAAGGUACUUUGAGCUUUCCUAAUGGAAGAUCAUAUACAGGAAAUUUUAUAAAUCAUUAAUUUCAUGGACAAGGGGAAUUAAUAGGCGAUGAUGGUAUAAGAUAUAAAGGAGAAUGGAAAAACGGGUAAUUGGAAGAUGGAGUAAUUACUUAUCAUGACAAUUCUUAUUACAUAGGAAAAAUCAAAAAGAACUUUUUUAAAGAAGGUAAAGGAAUAUUUUACAGCGGAGAAUAUUCAUAUACAAUUUUUGAAGGAGAAUGGUAUUAAGAUAAGCCUUUUCAAUGCAAACAAUUCAGUCUAGAUGACGGAGUUACAAUGAUUUAUUAAGGACAAUUCAAUAAUUAUUAUAUAGAAGGAAAAGGUUCUAGAUUUUAUGCUGACGGAAGUGUCUAUGAAGGGGAAAUGUUAAGAGAUAAAAAACAAGGGGAAGGUACAUGUACUUAUAAAGACGAGUCUAUGUUUACUGGUAUUUGGGAAAAUGACUUCUAGGUAGAUGGAACUUAUUAUUAUAAUAAGAAAAAUCUUAAUAAUUACUACAAGGGUACUUGGUAGAAUGGAAUUUAGAAUGGAAAGGGAAAACAUUAAUACCCGUCAGGAGGUAUUUAUGAAGGUGAAAUUUAAAAUAAUAAAAGACAUGGAUAUGGAGUUUAUAAAUACUCCAAUGGCAAUGUCUAUGAUGGAUAAUGGGUUGAAAAUAAUUAAUAAGGAGAUGGAAAAUUCAUCUUUUCUUCAGAAGGAGAUGGUAGUGGAGAUGUUUAUUACGGGUAAUUUGAUAAAGGGAAAUUCUAAGGAUUUGGACAUUACAUUUAUAAGAAAUCUAAUAAAUAAUAUAUCGGGUUUUGGAAAAACGAUAUGUGGGAAGGACAUGGAAAAUUCAUCAAUGGUGAUGGAAAUAUAAUUAAAUGUGGUAUUUGGAAAAAUGAUAAAUUAGAAACUGCAGGUAAUGAAAAAGAUCUUGAUUUCCCUUAAAAUUGGUAAUAGUAUAAAAUUAAUUUAGAUGAUUUAAAUCGUGUUUAACCAAAUUCUCAGUAAAAUAAUGUUUGACAUGU
This is a messenger RNA of Ichthyophthirius multifiliis, 2246 nucleotides long. RefSeq names its product MORN repeat protein. The record is from RefSeq and is a predicted model, not a curated record. The transcript is spliced from 4 exons. NCBI's taxonomy places the organism in Eukaryota, Ciliophora, Oligohymenophorea, Hymenostomatida.